This is a messenger RNA of Haliotis rubra (blacklip abalone), 1194 nucleotides long. RefSeq lists its product as uncharacterized. NCBI's taxonomy places the organism in Eukaryota, Metazoa, Mollusca, Gastropoda, Lepetellida, Haliotidae. The transcript has 4 exons. The record is from RefSeq and is a predicted model, not a curated record. Bases 98 to 1186 code for a protein of 362 amino acids.
AAGAGUGUUAUAAAUUUCAAGACGAGCGCGCUGCAGGUGCGCGAAGUCUGGUUUCUGGUUGUGAAUUCAUGUCGGAAUAAUCACACCUGCAACAAAAAUGUCUGCGACGGUCGUCUACAAGGCAGGAAUGGAAAUUGGCAUGACAGUUGAUAUGAAAAUGUUUUCUUGUUGCCAAAAUAUAUUUUCUGCUGAUGAGAGAGCCAAGACUUCAACUGUUCAACGUCAUAACAACGUAGUCAAGUACUCGGUGAUUAAGAAAUCAAGCGAUGUCGGCAAAAUGCUUGGAAUUUCGGGGGAUAUGUCUCUGAAAGCUAAGGCAGGUCUAAUAGAUGUGGGAGGACUCGGAUCAUAUUUUGAAGAGGAUCGUUCAGGAGACAACGUGACUGAGAUAAUAGCCAAAGCACAAGUAGAAACGGUGACAGUGUCCUUGGAUAGUGAUGCUACCCCAAAAGCCGAUUGGUCAAAAAAUGUUCAGGGAACUCAUUACAUCAGAAGCAUCACAUAUGGUGGGGAUUUGUUUGCCAGGAUUCGCAUCAAGGGCAGUGAUACUCAGCAGAAGGAGGACAUUGAAGCAUCUGUGAAAGGUUUAGGUUCCUAUGGACUCAUUGAUGGAAAGGUGAAGGGACAGUUCAAAGCCAUGAACCAGAAAAUAUCAAACUUUUCUGAGAUUGAGAUUGAAUAUUUUUCUACGACUCAAAAAAGUGAGAUGCCCAGGGACAUUGAAGGUAUGUUACAUGCACUUGAUACUUUCAAGGCUGAAGUUGAAAAGCUGAAUGACAACAAAGGAGUACCAUGCAGGUGUGAAAUUGUUCCCCUUUCCUAUCUUGAUUCAAAUGUUUGUGCUCAAGUGAAGGCAAGUGCAUAUGCUUCACAAAUUAAUUCCCUGGAAGAAAAAUUUGAUGAUGUUCUAACUGCCAAAAAGAAACUACACACUUUCUUACAAGAAACAGAAGAUGAUCUGGGCUCUGAUUUUGAAGAAAGUGCACGUGAUCUUGAGAAGAGAAUUGAUAAUGCACAUGACUGCUUACUGGAAGCUGUAUCUGAAAUCGAUGUGACAUCUCAACAGCAGACCAUAGAUAUAGUGCGCAAAGCAAUACAGAAAUCAUCAGAAAUGAAGAAAACAGCUGCUGGUUUUCGACGAGAAGUGAAUACAUUUGUCAGAGUAGCUGCUGGUCUAAAGAUUUAAGAUGGAAA